ACCAAAACUUCUCAACGUCCGGAACUCCGGCCUGGUCUCUCUCCUUCCUCGAUUCUCGCUGUAGAGGGUCAUUGGCGAGAAGUAGAGAAGUAGCAAGCACAGCAGAGCAACCAUGUCGGAACUCAAGCACCCCUCGGACGAGGAGGAUAUCAAGAGGCACGCGCCCGCCAACGCGCCCGCCGUCGCCAGCCAUGGCGCGGCCGCGCCGCCUUACGACUCGGCGUCGCUGACGUCGGGCGAGGUGGUGUGCCCGCCGCACACCACCGAGCGCAAGAUCACGACCAAGAUCGACCUGCACAUCGUCCCGUUCGUGUCGGUCCUGUACCUGAUGGCCUUCCUCGACCGCGUCAACAUCGCCAACGCGCGCUCCUUUGGGCUCGAGGCCGACCUGGGCAUGGGCGGCGACCAGUACAACACGGCCCUGACCAUCUUCUUCGUGCCCUACAUCGUGUGCGAGAUCCCGUCCAACAUCCUGCUCAAGUACUUCUCGCCGCGCGUCUGGCUGUCGCUCUGCUGCCUCGGCUUCGGCGCCGUCACCGUCUUCCAGGGCCUGGUGCAGAACUACUCGGGCCUGCUGGCCACCCGCUUCUUCCUCGGCCUCUUCGAGUGCGGCAUGUUCCCGGGCUGCUUCUACCUGCUGUCGACCUGGUACCGCCGCCACGAGGCCCAGAAGCGCUUCUCGCUGUUCUUCUCGUCCACCUCGCUGGCCGGCGCCUUCGGCGGCCUGCUGGCCUCCGCCAUCGGCAAGAUGGACCACAUGCGCGGCUACCGCGGCUGGCGCUGGAUCUUCAUCAUCGAGGGCAGCUUUACCGUUGUCGUGGCGCUCAUCUUCUUCUUCACCUUCCCCAUGUUCCCGGAGCAAACGACCUGGCUCCGCGAUGAUGAGCGCGAGUUCGUCAAGGCCCGGCUCAAAGCGUCGCAGGGCCACAGCGGGGCGGAGCGCAAGAUCACUCUCCGAGACGUCAAGACCGUCAUGUCGGACUACAAGAUCUGGCUAGGCGGCUUCAUGUACUUCGGCCUGAUCGUGCCGGCCUACUCGUACGCCUACUUCGCGCCGACCAUCAUCCAGAGCUACCACUACGACCCGAUCACGACGCAGCUGCGAUCCGUGCCGCCCUGGGCCGUGGCCUUCGGCUUCGCCAUGAUCGUCGCCACCGUCUCCGACUGGAUCCAGCACCGCCUCCUCUUCGUCAUCGGCGCCAUCUGCAUCGCCAUCUCCGGCUUCGCCGUCCUCCUCACCGUGCACAACAACCUGCCCGUCCAGUACGCCGCCCUGUUCCUGACCUGCAUGGGCACCUACUCGGCCAUGCCCGUCAUCGUGUGCUGGUUCAACAUGAACCUGGGCGGGCACCACCGCCGCGCCAUCGGGAGCGCCUGGCAGAUUGGCUUCGGCAACAUCGGCGGCAUCAUCGCGACGUACUCGUUCGUCUCCAGCGACGCGCCCUUCUACCACAAGGGUUACGCCAUCUGCAUCUCGUUCGUCUGCCUGAGCGCCCUGGCCGUCGUCCUGUACGCGCUGGCGGUCGUCUGGGAGAACAGACGGCGGAGCAGGCGGCCGCGCGACCUGAACUUGACUGAGUCGGAGAAGGUGGAGCUUGGGGAUCUGAACCCCGAGUUCAGGUACAUGCUCUGAGAGCUGGACCAGACAUUUAUGAAGCCAAUGAAGUUCGCCACUGCUGCUUGUGAUUGUCGGUCACAUAUAUAUAGACGGACGGAGGCUAGACCCUAGAGCGGUCUCUUUGACUGU
Messenger RNA from Thermothielavioides terrestris NRRL 8126, 1747 nucleotides. RefSeq lists its product as uncharacterized. Gene Ontology annotation, molecular function: transmembrane transporter activity. The record is from RefSeq and is a predicted model, not a curated record. Gene Ontology annotation, biological process: transmembrane transport. The transcript is spliced from 5 exons. Bases 113 to 1633 code for a protein of 506 amino acids. Gene Ontology annotation, cellular component: plasma membrane. NCBI's taxonomy places the organism in Eukaryota, Fungi, Ascomycota, Sordariomycetes, Sordariales, Chaetomiaceae.